This is a messenger RNA of Kockovaella imperatae, 846 nucleotides long. RefSeq names its product succinate dehydrogenase iron-sulfur subunit, mitochondrial. Gene Ontology annotation, molecular function: 2 iron, 2 sulfur cluster binding; electron transfer activity. The record is from RefSeq and is a predicted model, not a curated record. The transcript has 8 exons. Gene Ontology annotation, cellular component: mitochondrial membrane. The coding region runs from base 1 to 846 and encodes 281 amino acids. Gene Ontology annotation, biological process: tricarboxylic acid cycle; respiratory electron transport chain; aerobic respiration. Lineage: Eukaryota; Fungi; Basidiomycota; Tremellomycetes; Tremellales; Cuniculitremaceae.
AUGCUCAAGACAGCGCUCAGAUCAGUCGCUAGCACCUCUAGGCAGUCCAACCUCGCCUUGAGAUCCUUCACAUCCUCACCGAUCACUGCUUUUGCCCAGCCAUCCAAUGAGACUCCCACGCCUCCUCCUGGAAAAGUUCCUCAGAUGAAAGAAUUCAAGAUCUACCGAUGGAACCCUGAUCAGCCAGCUGAAAAGCCCAAACUGCAGAGUUAUUCCAUCGAUUUGAGCCAGUGUGGUCCCAUGAUGCUGGAUGCUUUGAUCAAGAUCAAAAACGAGGUCGACCCUACUUUGACGUUUCGAAGAUCUUGCCGAGAAGGAAUUUGCGGGUCUUGCGCCAUGAACAUUGACGGAGUCAAUACUCUGGCAUGCCUCAGCAGGAUCCCAAAGGACACAAAGCCAAGCAAGAUCUAUCCUCUUCCUCACAUGUACAUCGUCAAGGAUCUCGUCCCUGAUCUCACCAACUUUUACAAACAGUACAAAUCUAUCGAGCCUUACCUCAAAAACGACAAUCCCCCCGCAAAGGGAGAGUUCCUCCAAUCACAGGAAGACAGAAAGAAGUUGGAUGGAAUGUACGAGUGUAUCCUGUGUGCUUGCUGCUCCACCUCUUGCCCAUCAUACUGGUGGAACCAGGAUCAAUACCUUGGCCCAGCAGUCUUGAUGCAGGCUUACAGAUGGAUGGCAGACUCACGAGACGCAUACGGCGCGCAACGAAAGGAGAAGAUGCAGAACUCCAUGUCCCUUUACCGAUGUCACACCAUUUUCAACUGCUCGAAGACCUGCCCCAAGGGUCUGAACCCCGCCAUGGCAAUUGCUAAGAUGAAGCUGGAGAUGGCCCAAGAUAAGUAG